Molecule: messenger RNA, 2243 nt
Organism: Arachis stenosperma
Lineage: Eukaryota; Viridiplantae; Streptophyta; Magnoliopsida; Fabales; Fabaceae
Product: serine/threonine-protein kinase D6PKL2-like
Exons: 3
Coding region: 278-2092 (604 amino acids)
Biological process (GO): protein phosphorylation
Cellular component (GO): cytoplasm; nucleus; plasma membrane
Molecular function (GO): protein serine/threonine kinase activity; ATP binding
Source: RefSeq, a predicted model, not a curated record
ACUCUCUCUCUCUCUCUCUCCCCCUCUCUCUCUCUCUCUCUGAGCCAGCGCCAGCAUCAGCAUCAGCGCCAGCGCCAGCGCCAGCAUCAGCAUCAGCAUCAGCACCGUAGCAGCUCCCUUUCUACACUGUGAGCUUUCUACCCUUCACGGCUGAACCAACGCCCCUCAGUUUUCUCACCCUUCUGCUGAGGUUGUUGCUUAUUAUUGAAGAAAUAAAUGGCUUCUCAGCCAUGAACUUGUUAUAUUUGAUUUCAAUUGGAACUGCUUAUCUUCUCUGAUGGACUCCAAGACUAGCACUAAAGCUCCUCCAAAACACCAUCACAGGACAGCUGUGAUCCAAACCUUAGAAACAAAAGACACCAAGCCUUCUCAUCUGCAGGUUCCGAAGGCGGACAAGCCUGAGCUGGCUGCUUCUGGAGAUUUAUCAAGGCUUGCACAAAACGCAUUGAAGCAGAAUACUGGGGAAACUUCCGAAGACAAGAAGUUGGGAAGUUCAACUAAAAAGGGGUCUGAUUCCCUGAGUAAAAGAUUUGGUUCUGGACCCUCUGGUUCUGAACAGGCUGUUAAUGAGACCAGAGGCUCUCAGGAAAACCUUAUUGAUCAAGAGAAAAAGUCAUCGGUAUAUGGAAGUGUGAAGAACAGUUCUGUUUCGGCCAAAAUAAGUGAUGGGGCUAGUAGUAUUGCAAAGACCAGUGGAAGUGCCAAGAUCAGUGAUCGAGCUGAUCCUGUUGAGAGUGGUAAGAGCAGUAUUUGCAGAGGGAGCACAAGUAGUGAUGUGAGCGAUGAGAGUAGCUGCAGCAGCUUUAGUAGCAGCAUUAACAAGCCUCACAAGGCUAAUGAUUUGAGAUGGGAAGCCAUCCAAGCUGUUCGAGCUAGAGAUGGGGUACUGGGUUUAGGUCACUUUAGGCUACUGAAGAGGUUGGGUUGUGGAGAUAUUGGCAGUGUAUAUCUCUCUGAACUGAGCGGAACUAAAUGUUAUUUUGCAAUGAAGGUAAUGGACAAGGCAUCCCUGGCUAGUCGUAAAAAACUACUCCGUGCUCAGACAGAAAGAGAAAUACUUCAGUCAUUGGACCACCCCUUCCUUCCGACUUUGUAUACCCAUUUUGAGACAGAGAAGUUCUCGUGUUUGGUAAUGGAAUUCUGCCCUGGUGGGGACUUGCAUACUCUUAGACAGAAGCAGCCAGGGAAGCAUUUUCCUGAGCAGGCAGUAAAGUUUUAUGUGGCAGAAGUCCUCCUGGCUUUGGAGUACCUUCACAUGCUUGGGAUUGUCUACCGUGAUCUUAAGCCAGAAAAUGUACUUGUUAGGGAUGACGGACAUAUUAUGCUCUCUGACUUUGACCUUUCCCUCCGUUGUGCUGUUAGUCCAACCCUUGUAAAAACCUCAUCUACAGAUUCUGAGCCUUUAAGAAAGAAUCCUGGUUAUUGUGUCCAACCUGCAUGUAUUGAGCCGCCAUCCUGCAUCCAGCCUUCUUGUGUUGCUCCUACUACAUGUUUUUCACCCCGACUCUUUUCCAGCAAAUCAAAGAAGGAAAGGAAACCCAAAACUGAAAUUGGCAAUCAAGUGAGUCCACUACCCGAGUUGAUAGCAGAACCCACUGAUGCUAGGUCAAUGUCAUUUGUCGGAACCCACGAAUACCUGGCACCUGAGAUCAUUAAGGGUGAAGGUCAUGGAAGUGCAGUUGAUUGGUGGACUUUUGGAAUAUUUUUAUAUGAGCUGUUGUUCGGGAAAACACCGUUCAAGGGAUCUGGAAAUCGAGCUACAUUGUUUAAUGUUGUAGGCCAGCCUCUGCGGUUUCCAGAAGCACCCAUUGUCAGUUUUGCAGCAAGGGAUCUUAUAAGGGGGUUGCUUGUCAAGGAACCUCAGCAUAGAUUGGCAUAUAAAAGAGGGGCUACUGAGAUAAAGCAACAUCCGUUUUUUGAAGGUGUGAAUUGGGCAUUGAUCCGGUGUGCUACCCCGCCAGAGAUCCCCAAGACAGUAGAGUAUGAGAAGAUUCCUUCCCCAGCUUCAUCAGCCAGUGAAAAGGCUGUUCACCAUAAGUCAAUACCUGAUCAUAAAGGUUCUGAUAAUUACCUUGAGUUUGAUUUCUUUUAGGGACAACCCAGUAUAUUGAUUAAAACAAGGUUCAUAUGUUAGGGAGGGAGGGGCCGUUAUUUAAUGUUUUCACUUUUCAGGAACAGAUGAAGUAUUGUAUGCUUGUUUUUCUUGGCUGUUAAGUUUUAAAUUUGCAUGGCGUAAUUAGUGA